This is a messenger RNA of Labeo rohita (rohu), 7627 nucleotides long. It is a transcript of the gene phlpp2, whose product is annotated as PH domain and leucine rich repeat protein phosphatase 2. NCBI's taxonomy places the organism in Eukaryota, Metazoa, Chordata, Actinopteri, Cypriniformes, Cyprinidae. The record is from RefSeq and is a predicted model, not a curated record. Gene Ontology annotation, molecular function: protein binding.
GCCCCCUUAUGUUUAUUGAUUGGGUUUAUUUGACAGCCGUGAGCUUCAGUCUCACUAUGGCGUCUCAUCAAAUCAGGAUGGGCUUUUUCUACCGCCUCCUGUACUGGAAUUUAUCUGUGGCUAAUUGCUAUCUUACAUCUGGAUUUCUGUGCUGAAAGACGUCAAAUGUAGGCGAAAUGAAGGACGAGAAAAGCACAGCGCGGUCGCUCCAGAGUGCCGACACGGAGCGGAGAAAUGCAGCUGAUGUGGAGGAUGGCCGGGCGGGCAGCGGAGCGGCGCUGAACCCGGUGCUGCAUGAAGCGGGAUCUGACCGAGCCCCCGCACCGACAGCCCGAGCGGGAACGGGAAUACGCGUUUUAAAGCGAAACAUGAAGAGGAACGGCAGUCGAGGCUGCGUGACCCGGAAGACGCGUUUCGGCUCUCGCGAGCGGGACUGGUUGAAAGGCGAUGCUCAGCGAGGCUGCGUGUGUCUCUACGGGGCCUCGGAGCCUCAGCCUCCAGCCUCAGGCCCCCAGACCUCCACCGGCGCCCAGCCGGACCUGAAGCUGGUGCUCUGCUCCACCAACACCACCGCAGAGGAGCUGUGCGCUCAGAGAGACGUACAGGGCCUCUACCUGCAGCUGCACGGAGACUUAAUCAGGAGGCUGGACCCCUCCGAGCGUCCUCUUCAGAUGGUCUACGACUACCUGACCGCUAUGGGCUACGAAGACCCGCUCCGUGUCCAACAGGAAGCCGCCAACUCAGACCUCAGCUGCAUGAUCCGCUUCUACAGUGAGAAACCAGUGAACGCAGACCAGCAGGAGCGCACUCUUCUGAAGGGUGUGUUCAGCGUCAGGAAGGGAAAGACGCAGCUCCAUAAAUGGGCCGAGCGGCAGGUCAUUCUCUGCGGGACGAGUCUCAUCGUGGCCUCUGUCAAGGACAGCCUGACCGGCAAGAUGCACAUCCUACCCCUGGUUGGUGGGAAGGUGGAGGAGGUGAAGCGGAGGCAGCACUGUCUGAUGUUCAGCUCGGCCGGACCGCAGGCCCAGACCUACUACGUUAACUUUGACACGCUGGCCGACUACCAGCGCUGGCAUCGGCAGGCUUCUAAAGUGGUGUCUCAAACUAUCAGUCUGGUGGAUUUAUCCUGCUACAGUCUGGAGGAAGUGCCCGAGUAUCUCUUCUACUGCCAGGACGUCACACACCUCAACCUGCGCCACAACUUCAUGCGGCUGGACGGUCCUGGAGGACUCGUCAACUUCAACAGAUUUGCCCAGCUGAGGAGCUUGAAUCUUUCUCACAAUGGACUGGGCGUUUUCCCCGAGUCGCUGUGUGAGAUCCAGACACUGACGGAGCUCUAUCUGUCCUGCAACGGCCUCAGUGCCGUCCCGGCCCGUGUCGAAAACCUCCAGAGCUUACAGACACUGUGUUUGGAUGGAAAUCGCUUGGAUUCUCUUCCGGAGGAGCUGGGCAGCCUCGUGCAGCUCUGCAGCUUGGGACUCUCCUUCAAUGAUUUCCCUCACAUCCCGGGCGUGGUGGAGCGCCUCUGUACCCUGGACAAGCUGGCGAUGGCGGGGAACAGGGUGGAGACUCUGGAUCUGUGCAGCCUGCUACGAAUGACUCACAUUAAGAGUAUUGAUUUACGGUUAAAUGGCCUCCGCUGUGUUAAAAGUGAAACUCUAGAGCCGGUAAAACAUCUCACGCAGCUUGACCUGAGAGACAACCAGUUGACGUCUCUGGACCUGAGCUCGGCCUGCAGUCUGGAGACCCUGCAGUGUCAGAGGAACCAGCUGGGAGCCCUGACGCUCAGCGGCUUCACCCUGCGCACACUCCACGCCAGUAACAACCGUCUCACCACAGUGAACAUCUACCCUGUUCCCAACCAACUCACACAUAUGGACCUAUCAAGGAAUCUCCUGGAAUACCUGCCAGACUGGGUGUGUGACAGCAGGAAGAUUGAGGUGCUGGACGUCUCCCAUAAUCUGCUGUCUGAGCUCCCGGCCAGACUCCUUAGCAGUUUGAGUCUGCGUAAACUGCUGGCUGGCAACAAUAGGUUGGAGAGACUGGCUGACCUGCUCGACCACAUCCCGCUGGAAACACUCGACCUGCAGCACAACAAGUUGCGGGAACUGCCAGAGAGCUUCUUCUACAAAGCCUUAAAUUUAAAGUAUUUGAAUGUGUCUGCCAAUGCGCUGGAGACGGUCCCGCCGAGCAGCCAAUCGGAGGAGAGCCUCAGCACCCUGCAGGAGUUGUAUCUCACAGGAAACAACCUGAAUGAGAACUGCGCUGCUCUACUGGUGGGGCAUCAGAACCUGCGGGUCUUGCAUAUGGCAUAUAACCAGCUGCAGUCCUUCCCUGCUAGCAAACUCAGUAAACUGGAGGUCCUGGAGGAACUGAAUCUGAGUGGGAACAAGCUGAAAACAAUCCCCUCCACCGUGUCCAGCUGUAAGAGACUGCACACGCUCAUCACCCACUCCAACCAUAUCAGCGUGUUCCCAGAGGUCCUCAGCCUGCCCGAGAUCAAGCUAGUAGACGUGAGCUGUAACGAGCAGACAGAAAUCCUGUUGCCAGACUCUCUGCCUUCAACACUACAAGAGCUGGACCUGACCGGCAACAGCAGCCUCAUGUUAGAGCACAAAACACUCAACCUCUUCAGUCACAUCAGUACUUUGAAGCUGGACCAGAAGCCAGCCGUGACAGCAGGAGAUGCACAGGGCACAUCGUCCACCCUGUGGGAUCAUGGUUAUGCUGAGAUGUGUGGGCAAAGAAACAAGUUGUGUGUGUCUGUGCUGGCUGUGGAUCGCUUCGGGGACAGUCCGGAGGCUGCUUACGGGAUUUUUGAUGGUGACCGUAAUGAGGAAGUUUCCAGGUUACUGCAGUGCACCAUGGGAGAUGUAUUGGCAGAGGAGAUACAGCACUCCAGUGUGGACAGUGUAUACAUGUGCAACACUUUCCUUACCUCUCAUAGGAAACUUGGCAUGGCAGGCCAGAAGCUAGGUGCCUCUGCUCUGCUCUGCUACAUCCAUCACGAGUCCUCCGAACCUGGCCGCUACUUUAGCCUCACUGUGGCCAACGUAGGCACCUGCCAGGCUGUACUGUGUCGAGAUGGGCGACCUCUUGCCCUCUCAAAAGUUUUCAGCCUAGAACAAAGCGCUGAGGAGAUGGAGCGUGUCAAACUGGCAAAAGCUAUUAUCACUGAGGAUAACAAGGUGAGUGGGGUGACAUGCUGCUCACGGUUACUUGGCUGUUCCUACCUGUUUCCUUGGGUGCUUCCCAAACCCUGGGUGCACACAGAGCCUCUCUGUUCCCAGGAUGAGUUCCUGAUCCUAGGAAACAAAGCACUCUUCCAGAAGGUUUCCUACCAGGAGGCAGUGAGCACUGUGCUAGCUGUCAGAGACCCCCGCGCCGCUGCCAAAAAGCUCUGCACGUUGGCACAGAGCUACGGGUGCCGGGAUAAUGUCGGAGCAGUAGUGGUAGCUUUGCAUAUCGGAGAAGACAGCUGUACUUGCGAGCCUCCUCUCUCGAACACAGAAUCACGAGGACCACCUGUCCCGACACCUUUACCCAUCUCCGUGUCCCCUGGUGACCCAGCCACGCCGUCUUCUAGCAGUGGCAUUGCCUCGGAGUUCAACAGCGAGAUGUCCGCUUCGGAAGUGGGCAGCGAAGCUGGGUCCACAGCCUCAGACGAGCACCCCUCUUCGGGACCAACGGCUCGUCCGGAGCGUCGCUGUAGUUUGCAUCCCACUGCUACCUUGUGUAAUACAGGGCCAGUGGCGAGCCUUGGGCCAGGGGCGCACCCUGCACUAUUCCAGCGACAACCGUCAAGCGCCACCUUCUCUAGCAACCAGUCCGACAAUGGACUUGACAGCGAUGACGAGGCUCCUUUAGAAGGCGUCAUUUCAAACGGGAGCAAGCUAGAGGUGGAAGUGGACAUCCAUUGUUGCGCUUUUCAGCUGCGCUCCGGACGACCCGAAAGUCCUAAGGACUUGGACGGCCGGCAUGAUUCAAGAGGUUUGGAUUAUCCCAACAGCAAAAUGCGGAGGCAAAACAGCGUGGUGGUUUCUGCAACCAACGGCUGCCUGCUGGCUGUAUGUGGCCGGGAAAUAUCAGAUCUGAAGAAGUCUCCUUCAACCUCAAGUCUCUUCGGGAAGAAGCUAUCUAAUGGCUCUGUAGUGGCUCCCGAGGAUAGCCACAACAUCAUUGAGGUUGCACUCGAGGCACCAAAAAAGAAGUCGGGAUAUUUCGCCGCACCGGCCCAGCAAGACCCGGAAGACCAGUUGAUUAUUCCACCUAGUCUAGAGCAGGACGUGCGGGAGCAGUUGAGAGGGCAGAGCCCUGUGGUUCCCGGGCCGCCGGCUCCUUCAACACCGCCCUCAGCAAGAGACCCCAACUGGGACCAUUCUCAGUCCACCAUCCCCGGUCUCCACCCCACCACCAUCCUGCAACAGGACGUCUACGACACAGCUCUCUAGUUGGUGCAAGAGGACCGCACCAUUGGAGCAUCUCCGCAUCAUAGUGCCACAUCAAAGAGGCUAGCACGCUCUUCCUGCCUUCGAGAUAAUCCAGUUCUUAUUUAGCGCCGUCAUCACGUGUGGGUCCCUGCAUGUGCAUUCUUGGGCUGAUCUGCGGUGGCGUAGCCACAUCUGAGUCAAGAACGGAAAGGACGGAAAUGGGUGAAAAUGUCAGGACCGAUGAAAUCUUGAAGAUUGAGGUCUUAUGGAAACACAUGGGCUAUUCCUGACCAAAAACCACAGCAUGGAGCUGGAGUACCUCAUACGUCACCAUGCGUGAGUUCAUUUUGACAUUCGCCCUUUAUAUCAAAGGUCACAGGCAUAAGUAGGCUUCAAUGAUCACAUUUGCCUUCUGGAGGAAAGAUACUAUCAGCUAAGCUGAGACCAAAAGAUGAGAAAAGUGCCUCUUGAAGAUGGUUGAGGUUCUGAGAGCCUUUACUGUUCUGGUUGUUCUCCUACCUUCCCAUAGUGGUGACUAGUGGGUAAUCUGCACUUUUGAAGUCUGUGAGGAAUAUUUCUGAAGGUCAUCCCACUCCAUUUCAUUGAAAAACGUGGAUGUUGAGAAAGACCUUCCCUGAUCUCCUCUCUCGUAUGCAUACGGGAUCUCCCAGACAAAGCCAUGGGGGUCUCUGGAACCCUCUGCACAAUAGAAGAGUACAAUGAACCCAACCUAACAGUCAAACCCUGGAGAGGGAAUCAGUCUAGGAGGUCAGAAUGAGAUGGAGACAAAAACUACAUCCAAUACUCAGUGGAAGCAUCGUCACCUUUAUGACCUUUAUGGCCAAGGUCAUUUGGGAAGCAGAAGGACCUCUCAACCUUGUCUGAAAUCAUAACUUGAGCUCUUUUGGGUUGUUUAGAGUACUUGAAGUUUCGAGUGUGCCAUGACUACAUGACAGAGCCCAUGCUAUUGAGCCUUGGGUUAUGAAUAUGUCAUUGGGUCUUCGUAAUAGUGCGGUUUUGCUGUUGAUCUGAAUGAGGUUGGGAUAUUAUCUCAUUAUCAAGGAAAAAAUGAUCAGCCGACAUUUCGGUUUUUGUAUGAGAGGUACCGGGCAUAUGAUAUAAUGUAUUGUGCAGUGUGUGUGUGGGUAUGUGUGCUGUAUUUUAGCCGUGCAUGGUACGUAUAAGGAAACAGGCUGGUUAGAGUUUUGUUUUUAUUUGAAUCAGAGGACCUGAGGAAAGAGACUACAUUGGGUCAUUUGAGUUUGUCAUUGCCACAAUCACAGUAUCAGGGAAUUCUGUGCAGUAAAACACUGUGCUCAUGGUUUGAGGAGACAUCUAGUGGUGUUUAUUGGGAAUAACAAUGUUGUUUUUCCAGGGGUUUUCCCUGGUUUGAAGUAGUUAUCUCAUUAUUGCAUUUAAUUUUUUUUAAAUAAUAAAUAAAAUAAAGAAUUAGGGGUUAUUAGGGACAAUCAAGUGCAAAGCCCAUUGUUAAUUGUUAGAUAUUCAAUUUAGUGAUUAUCUGAAGCCCACUUUUUUUUGCGAAUUAUAAGGCAUCAGUUGUAUUAAAUUAAAUUCUUAUUUAUUAGGCGUACUCUCAUAAUUCAUUAGAUUCAGUUCAUUUGUCGUCUUUACAAAGGAAGCAAGUUCUCAUUGACACUGAUGCACUUCAAAUCUAGAAAUUGAACUGAAAGUCUCAGAAUUGGCAUGUUUUCAAAAAAGUACUUGAAUUUGUAGAUCUUAAGUGUGUAUGCUCAGAUAUUAUGUUUAAGCCAUUUCAUCUGAAGAUUCAAAAGAUUCAUUUUGUGGACAUUUAGAGUGUUUUCCUUGUCCUUUUCCUUUAUUUAAUUAAUAUUCUCCAUGGUCAGAUGGCAAUGUUCGUUGUGCCAAACUUGCAUACAGAUUUGCGUUUGCUAUUUGUAGGAGAAAAGCCGCCAUGCAACUAAUCUGGAUCCCCGUAUUUAGCAUCCAGGAAGGUUUUGAAUUUAACUUUUACUGCCAUUAACUUCAAGCGUUAGAGAUGUUUGUGUUAAUUAUAAUUGCCUACAGACCUGAAACUGUAGUUCUUGUGCCAAAAGAUACGUAGUAGUGUUACUUGAAGGGAAGGUAGGUUAUUUCGAGUAUUUUGGUCGUCCCUCGGGCGCUACUGAAAGCUGAAGCCAGUGGCAUGGACGCAGCAGCCCUGCAUGACUCAUAGUUUUUUUUUUUCUAUCAUGGCCUUAAAGCAGGUUUUCCUCAAUCUUUUCUUUAGUGUUUAUAUUCCAAUUCCUUUUUUUGCACUCAACAAUGUGAAGUACAAUUUUCUAGAAAGUGAUCUCUAGAUUCCCUAAACCAUUUAGAGCUGUAUGCAUAAGUGCAUCAAGUAGUAUUGUACAAUCUUAUAGAGUAAAAGGGUUUUACACUGUAUAAGCACUUUGUACAUAGCUCAGAGAAUCUAUAUACAUAGACAUAUUUAAGAAUUGCAUUUUAGCUCUUGUUGAAAUGCAUAUCAAAUUUUCUUUUAAAACCCCUAAAAAUGUAGUUUCUUAUGUUUGGUUUGAGGAGAGAUGUGGUUAUGGAGGCACAACAUCCUGAUUCAGAGCAUUUGAUGGCUUGCUUUGUUUGUGAGAUGUAGUCUUAAGUCUGUUAUUAGCUAUAGAAGUGUUUCAUCGCUCCCCGUGCUUUAAUGUUGAAAGGAAACAGAAAUGGAAAGUAAUAUUUUGAACAUUUCGAGAGCACCUUCUAUAGAUCUAUCUGCAUCAGACUCAAAAAUGAUAUAUGCAACACCAUACAUGUCUAAUUAGAUCAAUGUUAAUCUGAAAAAUUGAGAACAGGUCUAGGAAGAAUCUAUACAUUUGUGUAUGUCUGUGGGUGUCGAGUGCAGUGCUCUGUUGUGGAAAUGGUGUCUGUUUUUUUGUUUUGUUUUUUCAGUCUAGGCAACUAUACUAGUUGCUUUGCCACAAAGACAAAUGUUGCAUUUUAGAACCCCUAAACAUUUGUGCUCUGUGCUCUCCUGGCCAAAACACGGUGAAACUGAAAAUGUUGGCCAAAUGCAAUUUUCCUUAGUGUAUUAUUCAAAUAGCCAUCAGGUUUACAUUCAUUCGUUAAUGGUACAGCAGAGGUGAUUCUUAAAGCAACAGUAGACCCAAAAAUCAACAUGUAUCCUCAUGUUGUUCCAAACCUGCUUACUGCAAACGCAAAAGAACAUAUUUUGAAGAAUG